UUUAAAUACUGGUCAAACAUAUUAAAGUUCCAAUCUCUCAUUAUACUGGAGGAGGAGAGGCAUCAUCAUACUUUUGUGUUGAAUACAGAAUCCUUAUCUAGGCCAAGUUAGUUACUGUGGUUCCAAGGUUGAGAGAUAAUCCAAGAGGCAAAGUCCUUUAACCAGUACGACGUCAUCAUCAUUGUUUGUGUAGCACAGAAGCAUACGGUAAAAUCAUAAAUGUGAAAGAAGCAAGCUUGACAACAAUAUUUACUGAAAACUCUUAGCAAGUGAUAAACAUCACAAGGAGAAGUUCUCAAAAUUCAGAGUGAUAAAAUAACAAAAACAAGCAGGUUGCCAAGAAAGAGAUUGCUGAAUUACCAAGAAAAGGUGAUAGCACCAUGGAAUCCAAACAAAAUGUAUCAAAAUUGAACAAGAUCUUCUUUUUCAUCAUAAUACAAAUUGUUUUAUCAUGUAUCAUUUUUUAUUUAAUUCGGAUUAAGAUGGAAAAUGUAACAGAGAUUGAACAACCAAACAAAAUAGUAGAUGUACUACAAAAGCCAUUUUAUGUAAUUUUGCUUUGGACAUGGCCAUUCAACUAUCACUUUCCACUCAACAACUGUCCACAACCCUUUGACUCUUCUGACUGUUUUUUUACACUUGACCGCAAUUUGUUCUCGUCAGCAAAAGCUGUUGUAAUCCAUCACAGGAAUGUAUGUGAUUCCAAACAGCAACUGCCUCAGUUACCAAGACCCCCAAAUCAGUACUGGAUUUGGUUUAACACAGAGUCCCCAUCUCACAGUCCAAAUUUAGCCUUUAUGGAUAAUCUUAUUAAUCUUACUAUGUCAUAUCGGGCCGACUCUGAUAUUUUUGCACCUUAUGGUUGGCUGGAAAUGCACAAUGAAACUCAAAACUUCACCAUUCCUAAGAAGACCAAGUUGGUGGCCUGGGCAAUUACUAAUUGGAAUCCAUCCUCCAGAAGAGUGAAAUACUACGCAGAGCUAAAAAAUUACUUAAAGGUUGACCUCUAUGGCAAGUUUUACAAUUAUAUACCAUUAGCAAAGACUGAGAAAUUAGCAACUCUAUCCAAAUACAAAUUUUACUUGACGUUUGAGAAUUCUAUUCAUGAAGAUUAUAUUACAGAGAAACUCUGGACCAAUGCAUUUCUUUCAGGUACUGUGCCAGUUGUCAUGGGCCCACCACGGAAAAACUAUGAACGAUAUAUACCUGCAGAUUCUUUUAUACAUGUAGAGGAUUUUCCUUCUGCCAAAGAACUGGCCUCCUAUCUGCUUGCCCUGGACAAAGACGAUCAAAAAUAUCAACAAUAUUUUAAUUGGAGAAGUACAUAUCAGCCAACAAAACAGCGGAGAUCCUGGAUAGUUGAAUACUGCAGAGUAUGCAAAGCACUGAAAGAGGCCCCAGUUUACAGGACCAUUCCAAGUAUUGCUGAAUGGUUCAAAUAAUGAUUGAUUAGUAAAAUUGUGAUAAAAUGAUCACAUACAACUAGAAGCUGAAAUGUGUGUUAUGGCAAAAAUAUGUAAAUGAGGGGUUUUGCAAACAUCAUGGUAAACCAAAGGACCCCAAAAUGUAAUUUCCCCCCAUUAUUGUUUUUAAAUAAAUGUUUCAAAACAUAUAGGUUUAAUAUUACAUAAUAUUUUUGGUUAGGGGUAAUGUAGUGUAAGUGUUUUAAGUAAUGUAGGGGUAAAUGUUUAGUGAUAGUGUAGUGUGUAAGUAUAAAUGUGUAGUGUAUGGGGUUAAUGUGGAGUGUGUUAGGGUAAUAUUGGUGUUAAUGCAUAAGGGAACUGUAAAUUUUUCAAAGAAGCUUUAUAUGUGCCAUCGGGACAAUUACAGCAAUAUAAAAAGGUGUAAUGCAGGAGACACGCAGGUCUCUCAU
Pelobates fuscus (common spadefoot toad) is the source of this 1873-nucleotide messenger RNA. RefSeq names its product 3-galactosyl-N-acetylglucosaminide 4-alpha-L-fucosyltransferase FUT3-like. The coding region runs from base 381 to 1442 and encodes 353 amino acids. The record is from RefSeq and is a predicted model, not a curated record. NCBI's taxonomy places the organism in Eukaryota, Metazoa, Chordata, Amphibia, Anura, Pelobatidae. Gene Ontology annotation, cellular component: membrane. Gene Ontology annotation, molecular function: alpha-(1->3)-fucosyltransferase activity. The transcript is spliced from 4 exons.